AUGGCGGUGUCCAUAGCACAGCGCCCGGCUGCCAACGCUCAUGUGUUGAUAUUAACUUUUCUCACAACGUUAAUAUUUCACCGCAGUGUCGCCGACAUUGCCGCCGGUGCCUCGACGUCAGAGGAGCCUCCUCACCGCCGCUUCGAGUACAAAUACAGCUUCAAAGGACCGCACCUGUCCCAGACCGACGGCAGUAUCCCGUUUUGGAUCCACACUGGAAAUGCUAUCCCUAGUGCAGACCAGGUGCGCAUUACGCCAUCCCUCAGGAGUCAGAGAGGCAGUGUGUGGACGAAAAACAAAGUCAGCUUCGAGCACUGGGAGGCCGAGGUGACCUUCAGAGUAUCAGGAAGAGGUCGAAUGGGAGCAGACGGUUUGGCUGUGUGGUUCACUACAUCACAAGGCCUCGACGGUCCAGUGUACGGUGCUGCCGACCAGUGGAAUGGAGUUGGAAUCUUCUUUGACUCUUUUGACAACGACGGGAAGAAAAAUAACCCUGCCAUAGUUAUUGUGGGAAACAAUGGAAACCUUGUUUAUGACCAUCAGAAUGACGGCACCACACAAGCUCUCGGCACAUGUUUACGAGACUUCCGCAACAAACCCUAUCCUGUCAGAGCCAAAAUAACGUACUACAAGAAGACGCUGACGGUGAUGAUCAACAAUGGUUUCACUCCAGACAAAGAGGACUUUGAGUUCUGCACAAAGGUAGACAACAUGAUCAUUCCCAGCGAAGGCUUCUUUGGCAUUUCAGCUGCCACUGGAGGUUUAGCAGACGACCACGAUGUUUUGUCCUUCUUGCUGUUCAGACUCACAGAGCCAGGCCAGCAGCCGCCCCCACCUGAGUCUGAGAUUCCUAAAGAAGAGAAGGACAAGUACCAGGAGGAAUUUCAGAACUUCCAGCAAGAGCUCGACAAAAAGAAAGAGGAGUUUCAGAAAGAGCACCCAGACGUCCAGGGAGAGCCAAUUGAGGACUUGUACGAGAGCGUGAAUGACCGGGAGAUCCGUCAGGUGUUUGAAGGCCAGAACCGGAUCCACCUGGAGAUCAAACAGCUCCACCGGCAACUCGCUAUGAUCCUGGACGAGCAGCGCCGAUAUGUCUCUGUUAUCACUGAUGAGGUCGCCAAGAAGGGGACGAAUGCUGAGUCGGGACAGCUGGAUGCUACAGGUCAACAACAGUUGGGCUCAGUCCUAGCCAACCAGCAUGAGGUCCUUAAAAAUCUGAAUGAGCUGAGAAACUCCUUCUAUGAGUCGCUGAAACAGAUCGGCUCAGUGCAACACCAGGGUAACACAGGUGGGAUGGGAACAUACGAGACCAUGCAGCACUUCAACGACAUCAAGGAACAUCUGCACACGGUCAAAAGGGACGUGGAGCACCUGGUUCAGCGUAGUGCUCAGAACCCUGCUGAGAAGGCCUUUAAGUGCCCUGAGGUGCCUCCCAUGCCUUCCUGCUUAUCGACUGUUCAUUUUGCAAUCUUCAUCGUGGUCCAGUCAGUCCUGUUCUUCUGCUACAUCAUGUACAAAAGUCAACAAGAAGCAGCAGCAAAGAAGUUCUUUUGAUGAAAUGCUUUUCUGAAAAGAAAGUGUGUAAAUUAGGGAAUGUCCAUUUUGGUAAUUUUUUUCUUUGGUUUGAUCAUUUUCAGAUUGUAAGUUAUUAUACUUGAAAAUUUGGUUUUGCUAGAGAAGUUUGUUUUAAUUGCAGAUUUUUAAUUUGAUCAGUAAAAUGUUGUGUAUGACUGCUAGUGUGAGACUUCUGGAUUUCCAACAUGGUGUAACAUGUUCCUGACAGUAUUUUUGGUUGGUCAGAUUCUUUUUUUUAUUUUGUUUUCAAAAUAUGAAAUCUGUCCCCAGUCCCAUUCCAUGCAACUGAACUGACAACAACAACAAAAAACCUGUGUUUUGAAAUGUGCAAUUUUGUAUAAAAUAAUGCUGAACAUUUGGUGAUGAAAACUCAGAGCAGAUGUCUGCUUCUGUUCAUCUGUUUUGAUCGGGUCAAACAUGUCAGAAUCUGACAUAUCCUUUACAUGAACAAUUUACAUAAACAGAAAACCCAAAUCA
This is a messenger RNA of Epinephelus lanceolatus (giant grouper), 2052 nucleotides long. It is a transcript of the gene lman1, whose product is annotated as lectin, mannose-binding, 1. Gene Ontology annotation, cellular component: endoplasmic reticulum-Golgi intermediate compartment; COPII-coated ER to Golgi transport vesicle; Golgi membrane. Gene Ontology annotation, molecular function: D-mannose binding. Gene Ontology annotation, biological process: endoplasmic reticulum to Golgi vesicle-mediated transport. The record is from RefSeq and is a predicted model, not a curated record. Lineage: Eukaryota; Metazoa; Chordata; Actinopteri; Perciformes; Serranidae.